AUGGGAGGUCCCGUCUCGCGCUUAGCGCUGGUCUUCGACGACGCGACGUCAUUGCUUCGGUGCCUGCGCCUGCUGGCAAAGGUGGAGUCGGUGGCGACGGAAUCGGCGGCUGAUCCGGAAGCCCAGGAGCCCUCCGAAGUCGAAGCAGAGAAGAAAGACGAAGAGGAUGGCAAGGAGGCCGCUUCAAAGCAGGGCCAGGAAGUUGAGGGAGAGCCGGAGACCUCGCCGCAAGAGCUUGGCCCUGGGGAUGCCCAGGAGGAUCCCGAGCCAUUGGGAUCCCAGGCCCAGGCACCCGAAAGGGAAGUGUCGGAUGCAGCGAAGGGACCCGAAAUGGAGGAGCUGCAGCCGGUCCCCUCUUCGGAAAAUGCGGACGGGGAUUUGGGGCCACAAGCAGACAUGCAGCAGGGAGAUGUGGAACCGAAGCCCAAGGCGGAGCAGCUAGCAGCGGCAGAGGCUUCUCCGGAGGAGUCAGGGGCAGAGCCAGCCGGCCCUGAAACCGCAGACGUGCUCCCAGAAAGCGCGGCUUCGGGGCCCAGGGCUACGGAAGCAAAGGAAGCCGAAGCUGCUGCUUCCGCAUCUGAAGAUCCCUGCGAUCCGGAAGUACCCGCAGCUGCAAAAAAAGAAGAGCAGCCGACGGUGUCCAUCGUACAGGAUCCGGUGGCAUUGCAAUCAGUGAAGCCGAAGAAUGAAGUGAAAGUUGUGCCAACUCAAGCUCAGCAGAUUGCGAGGUCCGCUGAGAAGUCGGCGAUUGUCGAUGAAGACUCCGACUGCUUGGCGAAAGAAGAACCGGCUCAGGAAACUUUGCCGGUGGCCUCGGCCUCACCAGCACCGCCGCCCCCACCAGCACCGGCAGUCAAGGCCGAGAGCAUUCCUGGCAUGCCUCCAGAGGGCGGCUACAAGGAUUCCGGAGGCCUGCCUGCUGCAGCAGCACCAGCGUCUGCAGAAGCAAAGGCCAAGCCCAGCCCAGCGCUGGCCAAGGCGUCUCAGCUUGACGGAGCAGAGGAAGGACCAGGAGGCCCGCCAGCGAUACCCAGCAUGUCGCCAAAGACUGGUGCAAAGCCACUGCCGCCUGAAGCACCACCACCACUGACCGCAGAAGCAAAGGACAAGCCCAGCCCAGCGCUGGCCAAGGCGUCUCAGCUCGACGGAGCGGAUGAAGGACAAGGAGACCCGCCAGCGAUGCCCAGCAUGUCGCCAAAGACUGGUACAAAGCCACUGCCGCCUGCAGCACCACCACCACUGACCGCAGAAGCAAAGGCCAAGCCCAGCCCAGCGCUGGCCAAGGCGUCUCAGCGUGACGGAGCGGAUGAAGGACAAGGAGGCCCGCCAGAAAUGCCCAGCAUGUCGCCAAAGACUGGUGCAAAGCCACUGCCGCCUGCAGCACCACCACCACUGACCGCAGAAGCAAAGGCCAAGCCCAGCCCAGCGCUGGCCAAGGCGUCUCAGCUUGACGGAGCAGAGGAAGGACCAGGAGGCCCGCCAGCGAUACCCAGCAUGUCGCCAAAGACUGGUGCAAAGCCACUGCCGCCUGAAGCACCACCACCACUGACCGCAGAAGCAAAGGACAAGCCCAGCCCAGCGCUGGCCAAGGCGUCUCAGCUCGACGGAGCGGAUGAAGGACAAGGAGACCCGCCAGCGAUGCCCAGCAUGUCGCCAAAGACUGGUACAAAGCCACUGCCGCCUGCAGCACCACCACCACUGACCGCAGAAGCAAAGGCCAAGCCCAGCCCAGCGCUGGCCAAGGCGUCUCAGCUUGACGGAGCAGAGGAAGGACCAGGAGGCCCACCAGCGAUACCCAGCAUGUCGCCAAAGACUGGUGCAAAGCCACUUCCGCCUGCAGCACCACCACCACUGACCGCAGAAGCAAAGGCCAAGCCCAGCCCAGCGCUGGCCAAGGCGUCUCAGCUUGACGGAGCAGAGGAAGGACCAGGAGGCCCGCCAGCGAUACCCAGCAUGUCGCCAAAGACUGGUGCAAAGCCACUUCCGCCUGCAGCACCACCACCACUGACCGCAGAAGCAAAGGCCAAGCCCAGCCCAGCGCUGGCCAAGGCGUCUCAGCUUGACGGAGCAGAGGAAGGACCAGGAGGCCCGCCAGCGAUACCCAGCAUGUCGCCAAAGACUGGUGCAAAGCCACUGCCGCCUGCAGCACCACCACCACUGACCGAAGAAGCAAAGGCCAAGCCCAGCCCAGCGCUGGCCAAGGCGUCUCAGCCCGAAGGAGCAGAGGAAGGACAAGGAGGCCCGCCAAUGCCCGGCAUGUCGCCAAAGACCGGUGCAAAGCCAUUGCCGCCUGCAGCACCACCACCACUGACCUCACAAGCAAAGGCCAAGCCCAGCCCAGUGUUGGCCAAGGCGUCUCAGCUUGACGGAGCAGAGGAAGUACCAGGAGGCCCACCAGCGAUACCCAGCAUGUCGCCAAAGACUGGUUCAAAGCCACUGCCGCCUGCAGCACCACCACCACUGACCGCAGAAGCAAAGGCCAAGCCCAGCCCAGCGCUGGCCAAGGCGUCUCAGCUUGACGGAGCAGAGGAAGGACCAGGAGGCCCGCCAGCGAUACCCAGCAUGUCGCCAAAGACUGGUGCAAAGCCACUGCCGCCUGCAGCACCACCACCACUGACCGCAGAAGCAAAGGCCAAGCCCAGCCCAGCGCUGGCCAAGGCGUCUCAGCUUGACGGAGCGGAUGAAGGACAAGGAGGCCCGCCAGAAAUGCCCAGCAUGUCGCCAAAGACUGGUGCAAAGCCACUGCCGCCUGCAGCACCACUACCACUGACCGCAGAAGCAAAGGCCAAGCCCAGCCCAGCGCUGGCCAAGGCGUCUCAGCUUGACGGAGCAGAGGAAGGACCAGGAGGCCCGCCAGCGAUACCCAGCAUGUCGUCAAAGACUGGUGCAAAUCCACUGCCGCCUGCAGCACCACCACCACUGACCUCAGAAGCAAAGGCCAAGCCCAGCCCAGCGCUGGCCAAGGCGUCUCAGCUCGACGGGGCGGAUGAAGGACAAGGAGGCCCGCCAGCGAUGCCCAGCAUGUCGCCAAAGACUGGCGCGAAGCCGCUGCCUCCUGCACCACCGCCACCGACCACACAAGGCAAGGCCCAUGCAGGGCAAGGAGGUUUGCUACCUGGUACGGCUCAGAUGCAGCGGUCCCCUCCCGAUGCAAUGAGUCCAACACUAGCACGAAGUCCGGUACCUGCCGCGCCCGUUCAUCCAGCUGUGCCAGCAAGCGCAGCUCUACCUGUGCCGCCCCCACCACCAGGGCCAUUGCCGAUCAAUGUCAUGAUGAACUCGUGCGGGCCAAGGGUGCAAGCAGUGGAUGAGCUGCAGCUGGUGCCGGAAGAUUCGCAGCACAGCCAGACAGCGAUGUUCCUGUCGCCGCAAAGCAGGCUGUGCACGUCUGACGUAGCACCGGCCGCAUCCGAGCAGAAAGCAGAGCCAGAAGAGCAGCCGGCUUCUGCCAAGCUGCCGUCAGAUGCAACAGCAUCGCGUGAAGAACCCGCAACACAUCUUGCUACAACGGCCGAGCCAGCGGCAGUUCAGGACCAGCCAACCGCAGUGGCGGUGCAAGCAGAGGUGCAAGCAGUGGAUGAGCUGCAGCUGGUGCCGGAAGAUUCGCAGCCAGACAGCGAUGUUCCUGUCGCCGCAAAGCAGGCUGUGUCUGACGUAGCACCGGCCGCGUCCGAACAGGAAGCAGAGCCAGUAGAGCAGCCGGCUUCUGCCAAGCUGCCGUCAGAUGCAAAAGCAUCGCACGAAGACCCCGCAGCACAGCUUGCUACAAGGGCGGAGCCAGCGGCAGUUCAAGACAAGCCAACUGCAGCGGCGGAGCAAGCAGAGGGGCAAGCGGUGGAUGAGCUGCAGCUGGUGCCGGAAGAGUCGCAGCCAGACAGCGAUGUUCAGGUCACGGCAGAGCCGGCUGUGUCUGACGUAGCACCGGCCGCAUCCGAGCAGGAAGCAGAGCCAGAAGAGCAGCCGGCUUCUGCCAAGCUGCCGUCAGAUGCAAAAGCAUCGUCGGAGCCUUGGUUAACUGCUGUCGACGGCACGAAGACCCCGCAGCACAGCUUGCUACAAGGGCGGAGUCAGCGUGCGACUCUCAGCACAAUCGCGGCAGCUUCGCAGAAUUUCGUAGAGCUGCGUCAUCGCGAUGAUGGACAUGAUGGCUCAGGGCAGUUCAAGACAAGCCAACUGCAGCGGCGGAGCAAGCAGGGGCAAGCGGUGGAUGAGCUGCAGCUGGUGCCGGAAGAGUCGCAGCACAGCGCCUGGACAUCUUGCUUCCGAGUGCUUCUGCUUCUUAUUGGGGAGGUGAGUGCUUCUCGUCUGGGGACCCAGGCCAGACAGCGAUAUUCCGGUCACCGCGAAGCAGGCUGUGCACGCGCCUGA
Molecule: messenger RNA, 4368 nt
Organism: Symbiodinium sp. CCMP2592
Lineage: Eukaryota; Dinophyceae; Suessiales; Symbiodiniaceae
Source: the annotation of a GenBank genome assembly